This is a messenger RNA of Mizuhopecten yessoensis (Yesso scallop), 1329 nucleotides long. Its product is annotated as carbonic anhydrase 2-like. The transcript is spliced from 7 exons. The record is from RefSeq and is a predicted model, not a curated record. Gene Ontology annotation, molecular function: zinc ion binding; carbonate dehydratase activity. Bases 42 to 977 code for a protein of 311 amino acids. NCBI's taxonomy places the organism in Eukaryota, Metazoa, Mollusca, Bivalvia, Pectinida, Pectinidae.
GUCUGCUUUCGCUAGGUGUGAACAGUGCCGACUACAUACAUAUGCCAACUAGAACGUCUCCGACAAGGAAGAUGAGUAGCGGUGUUGUCAACGGCAGACAGACGACACCUUUCACCAUGGUUACCACACUUCUACACCUGAUGGUCAUCUUGUCCCAGCUUUUACAUUGUCUGGGAUUUAGUUAUGACCAGGCGUCAAAUCACGGUCCUAGCAGAUGGGGAUCAUUUAAUAAAAUGAUCACUUCAUGCAAAACUGGAAGUCAACAAAGCCCUGUCAUGAUCACAACCAAUACGGCAAAGAGAAUACCGAUUACAGACCUGUCUUACAACCGAACGCAUCCAAUAAUGGGCGUGUUCAGGAAUAACGGGCACGCUCCUCAAUUCAUACCAGACACUGGAUCUAACAACGAACUCAUUCUGAAGAACGUACCAGAGCUUGUACCGAAUGAUUUUGUCUUUUGUGAUCUCCAUUUCCAUAUUGGUGCUAGCAGUAAUAAUGGCCCAGAGCACAUACUAUCGAACCACGCGAAUAUUUCUGGAGAGGUUCACCUUGUCCACUGGAAGAGAGAUGGACACACACCUACUCUAUCGGCCGCGCUACGGGAUCCCAAUGGACUUGCAGUCGUCGCUCUUUUCUUCAAUGUGAUAGAAGACUGCCAAGGAGAAACGGAUAGAAUCAUUCAGCAAUACGUAUCUCGUAUCAAGGAUGUAGACGAAACCAAACAAGGUUACAUAAACCCCGUCCGCCUCUAUCCCAACAGACGUUACUACACCUAUCGAGGGUCGUUGACCACGCCACCGUGUAGUGAAAUUGUCCGAUGGAUCUUGUUUGAGACGCCCAUCACCAUCUGCCGUAAGUCGUUUAAAAUCUUGCAGAACAUGGAAACGGAUGAGGAAGGAAGUGUGGCCCUCAGUGUAUUUGGAAAUGUCCGUCCUGUUCAACGUAGAGAUGUAACCGGUCUGAAGAAGAAUUUUUAGUUUAAUUUACCAUGGAAAAAGGCUCGGGAAUAUUUGUCCUCUUUAUUGUGACGUCAUCCGCUUUGCUAAAUAUAUUUGUCAAUUAUCAGUGGAGCGGGUACCAUUCUAGUGGCAUCAACCCGGACUGGUGCUACAUGUGUCAUAAGGUUUUAGCAUGUGGUAUUUUCCUUGAAUAAAAAAGUACUUUUUACCAGUGGACUAAACGAGACAUGGUCCUUUCAAUGUGUUGCAUACAUGGUGUAUGUGUUCAUUCUCUUUGAUGGAAUAUCCGCAACUGACUGUUUCAUGUAUAAGUACCUUGAUAUUCCGUCUCUGUAUGUUUUUUUUUUACAUUUUGUGUUGCACUUCUACA